GAAGACUAGCGAGUGCAGAAACCAUAACAAACCUAGUUUAUAGGAGUAACCGUCAAGAGUAAACACUUUAAUGCAAGAUGAGUAGGGGAUGCAUUGAAAUAGAGCGCAAAAUCCUGCGUCUCCUGCACGGCCACACCACGCGCACCCACCUCACCGAAAUCCACGCGCAAUUCCUCCGCCACAACCUCCACCACUCCAACCAGAUCCUCUCCCACUUCGUCCUCGUCUGCGCCUCCCUCAACAACAUGCCCUACGCGCAGCGCGUCUUCAUCCAGGCGCGUUGCCCCAGCAUCCUCCUCUUCAAUGCCAUGAUCAAGGGGUAUUCCCUACGCGCACCGUUUCAACACUCGUUCCACCUCUUCUCCCUCAUGAGGUCACGCGCCAUGGUCCCCGACGAGUACACUUACGCGCCGCUCCUCAAGGCCGCAUCCAACCUCCGUGACUAUUUCCUCGGUCGGUGCAUUCAUGCGCAGGUUGAGGCGCUUGGGUUUGCACGUCAUGGAUCUGUUCGUGUUGGGAUGGUAGAACUGUAUGCGAAUUGUCGUAAAAUGGAGGACGCUGAGAAGUUGUUUGAUGAAAUGCGCCACAGGGAUGUUGUCGUUUGGAACCUGAUGGUUCGCGGGUUCUGCGAGGCUGGUGACUUGGAUAAGGGGUUGAAGCUUUUUUGGCAGAUGAAGGAACGCAGCAUUGUUUCGUGGAACCUCAUGAUCGCUUCGAUGGCACAGGGGAAGAAAGAUGAGGAAGCUCUUGAGCUAUUUCGGAAGAUGUUGGACGAGGGACUUGAGCCGGAUGAUGCUACAUUGGUGGCUGUGCUGCCGGUUAGUGCUAGAAUGGGAGCAAUGGAUGUUGGGGAAUGGAUACAUUCUUAUGCAAAUGACAAGGGAUUCCUUAAAAAUGUGGUUGCUGUGGGAAAUUCGCUUGCGGAUUUUUAUUGCAAGUGUGGUAAUCUAAGUGCUGCGUGGAGCAUUUUCAAUGGGAUGACUAAGAAGAACGUAGUUUCUUGGAACGUUAUGAUAUCCGGUUUGGCUUAUAAUGGAGAGGGUGAAGCAGGGGUUGGCCUGUUUGAUGAAAUGGGAGGAGAAGGAGUGGCCCCUACAGAUUCCACUUUUGUUGGGGUGUUAGCUUGUUGUGCUCAUUCUGGUUUGGUUGAUAGAGGACGGGAGCUGUUUGCUUCUAUGAGCCAAAAGUUUCAGCUUUCACCAAAGCCAGAGCAUUAUGGUUGUGUUAUUGAUCUUCUUGGACGGUGUGGGAAUGUGAGGGAAGCUCAUGAGUUGAUUAGCAGCAUGCCAAUGAAACCAAGUGCUGCUUUAUGGGGCGCUUUGCUCAGUGCCUGCCGCACUCAUGGUGAUAGGGAAGUUGCCGAAAUUGCGGCGAAAGAGCUCGUUAGGCUUGAACCAUGGAACUCUGGGAAUUAUGUGUUGUUGUCCAAUAUUUAUGCAGAGGAAGGGAGGUGGGAUGAGGUUGAGAAAGUGAGAAUGUUGAUGAGGGGUGGUGGUGUCAAGAAAGUUCAGGGGCAGAGUGCAACCGGGUAGUUUGCAUUGCAGGAAUCCGGGUUUUGUUGAGAAAUGACUUUGCCACUGAGUUGCCACCUACAGAAGGAAUAUGGUGCACUAUGUUUACUGAAACAAGUAAUGCAUGGGCAUUAAAGGAUGGCACAAAUCUUGUUUGAGUAUUCUAAAAGAACAAUUAGAGUGCUAUCCUGUUAGAGGAGUAAUUCCUGAUCAAAUAUCCAAUCUGUUUUGUUUGAGUUGAUUGUAGGAGGUCUGACAAAAUAGAAAGUCAUUCCUUCAAACAUUGCCCUCUUGACUGAGCUGGAUACUGACUAGGUGU
This is a messenger RNA of Arachis stenosperma, 1830 nucleotides long. Its product is annotated as pentatricopeptide repeat-containing protein At1g09190. The transcript has 2 exons. Gene Ontology annotation, biological process: RNA modification. NCBI's taxonomy places the organism in Eukaryota, Viridiplantae, Streptophyta, Magnoliopsida, Fabales, Fabaceae. Bases 78 to 1532 code for a protein of 484 amino acids. The record is from RefSeq and is a predicted model, not a curated record. Gene Ontology annotation, molecular function: protein binding; RNA binding.